Molecule: messenger RNA, 2133 nt
Organism: Anneissia japonica
Lineage: Eukaryota; Metazoa; Echinodermata; Crinoidea; Comatulida; Comatulidae
Exons: 13
Coding region: 268-2103 (611 amino acids)
Source: RefSeq, a predicted model, not a curated record
UUGAUCACCACCACCGUAUCGUACUGAAAAUAAAGCAGACGGAUUCAGGUCUAGGGAACUUCAUUGGGGAUUUUUUUUCUCGUAAUCGUAGUUUACCUCACAACAUUUCUGCAUGGUAUGACGAAAUCUUAAUUUAGCCACCUGUAGUGUAGUCCACAUCCUGACUGAAGUUGGUGAUGAUAAUCCAAUGAGUAUGUUCACUCGCUGACAAACAGCUAUGUCUCCAAAAUGCUUAGCAACAAUCUCAUCAUCUAAGAAGAAAUCGUCAUGAAAUGUAUCACACCAAAUCCAAAGUUACCGUUUAGUGAUCUAAACAUGCUAAGUUACAAUGGCCUGCCAUCUCGACCCCAGCGUACACAGACGCGUAACAUGACCGGCAUAUACCUUGGCCAUGAGGAGAGUGCUAAUAACAAGUCAAAAAAGAACACCAUACCCCCAUUGGCAAGAGGAAGGGGAAUGACAUGCCGACAGAAAACACCCGUAGAGAGAAGAAGAUAUUCCGUUUCACUACAGCUACCAGCUAACGACCCCGAUUUUGUAUCUCACUCCCUCCUCUGCCUCUAUACAACUCAACAUGACCCACCAAUCUUGGUGCCGUACACACAACCGAUGAUUCUACGACACCCAAACCUUCGUUCAAAACAACAGCAGAGAGUUGAAUCGCUCCGAAGCCGAGAUGAACACCGGGGAUUCAAUCCAAUGCCUAUAAAGAAAGCUAAGCCUCGAACUGUAACAACAUGGAAGACAGAUGACCGGGCUCAGUCCCCAUCUAAAUGCUCUAGAUCACCAUCAGAAUUUUGCAGCCUACCAAAAAAAACUGGACGGAAUUAUGUAGCUGUAGCCAAUAGUGGAUAUACUCAUCUGGAAAGUCUAGGCUCACCUCAUGGCUGGAACCGCAACGAGAGUGAAGGGAACCUAACCUCCUCUUUAAUGGAGGAAAUCCAACCUGAAGAGACACAAAGUAACAUGCCAGGCAUUCAAAGCUUGCUUCCCCAUCUGAAGGCAGGUGUCACAACUAAAACAAAAGGUGUAAACACACCAUUAACUAUCAGAAGCUUUAGAAACCCCCAGAACCCUCAUCCAGUUAUUCAGUAUAGUGACCCACAAGCACGCCCUCAAACGUUACCGUCUUCCGCUUGUCGGCCGGCUGUUCCUGCUCCUUACUAUUAUAGUAGUAAGAACUUACCAAGGACAGCUGAAGAAUCAGGGAGUAGAGUAAGGUUGCAACGUGUGCAAGGAUCAGGAAAAAAUAGAGAUAAGAUAUUAGCAGCACCUGGAGUUGGAUCUCUGACACGGUCAGCAAAUCGUAAGCGAGGCACACCAGUAGAUCCCCCAUCCUGCAUUGAAGGUACACCACCGCCUACUAAUCCCAACCAAGCAAAGAUUAUGGAUGAUCCUGGGGAUUACUACCGGGAACUGAGGGUGCCUAGUGGGACACCUGCAACGUCUGCUACCAACUUAGCAAAACUUGGAACCAAUCGCAGCGCAGUCUCUUUCAAUAGUGAUGCUGUAGUCGCAUCAGACCUUCCAGGUAAUGAGGUAGACAGAACAAUUCCAGGAUUUGAUAGCAGUAUUCAGCAGUCAAGGUCUUCACCAGCAUCAGACUCAUCGGUUGAUGCAGACAUCCUCGAGGCUGCCAACUUGAACAAUUCCAACAACAUCAAUAUUGGUAACUUAACUCUGACUGAGAAAAAAAGCCCAGAACAAAUUGUCUCCGAGGAGGGAGAUGAUGCCCCAAAAUACCAAAGUAACAGUGACCAAUUAUCUGACCAAAUAGUUAUGGACACGGAACGCAAAAAGGCGGAAGAGGGAGAGGAAGGGGAUAAUGAUGGAAGUGUUAGGGAUAGCUCAGGACCAAACAUUAUCAUAUCUGUACAGGAUGAUGAGGGCCAUAGUAAGAUGUUGAAUAUUCAGGAGGAAGAUUUCACGCAAGGUACUAUUGUGACAAAGAAAAGACCAUUAUUAAGAUUUUCCCAAAUAGCUGAAGCAGUUCGAGAAGCUUCGAAGAGGAAACAAAUGGAAUUCCAGACCCUUCUUGAAGAGCAUGCAGAACUUGUUUCUCAGAUUGAGGAAAUGGAACAGAAGAAUAAAACUGGUGCUUAGAAAAAGACUGAAAAUUAAUCCACCAAACCA